This is a messenger RNA of Dreissena polymorpha, 1062 nucleotides long. RefSeq names its product neuronal acetylcholine receptor subunit alpha-6-like. Gene Ontology annotation, biological process: signal transduction; nervous system process; chemical synaptic transmission. Gene Ontology annotation, molecular function: neurotransmitter receptor activity; transmembrane signaling receptor activity; extracellular ligand-gated monoatomic ion channel activity. Gene Ontology annotation, cellular component: membrane; synapse; neuron projection. The transcript is spliced from 3 exons. The record is from RefSeq and is a predicted model, not a curated record. NCBI's taxonomy places the organism in Eukaryota, Metazoa, Mollusca, Bivalvia, Myida, Dreissenidae. The coding region runs from base 1 to 1062 and encodes 353 amino acids.
AUGAUUUUGAUUGGACGUACGCCUUACGCGACAUGUCAAACCGCAGCGAAUGUAAAGGCUCUUAGAACAAAACUGUUCACCACGGAUGGAUACGAACCUAGAGUGCGACCCAUUGACGACCAGUCGUUGCCAAUAGCAAUAACCGUAGACCUUUAUCUACUCGCCAUUAAUGAUCUGAGUGAAGUCAGUGAAACGUUGAAAACAACGGCAUUCCUAGGUCUCGAAUGGGAAGACGCGUUUCUAAGAUGGACUCCGGCCAGUUAUAAUAAAACUGAGUACGCCUUUUGGCCACAGGUUGAAAUGGUUGGUGGAUCGAAGGGAAUCAUCAUGGACUACUACGAAGCAAAUUCGGGUUGGGAUAUAAUUGACUCCAGUUGGAGUGUUGAUACAGAAACCGGUGACAGCACCAUAAACUUUUCCAUCAGACUACGACGCAAACCACUGUACUUUAUGCUGUCUGUUAUCUUCCCUAUCAUAGCACUAGCCAUUUUGAACCUCUGUGCUUUCCUGUUGCCGAAUGAAUGUGGAGAAAGAGCAGGCUACGCCAUAACGGUGUUUUUGGCGUUCGCUGUCUUCCUUACCAUUGUUUCUUCAUCUUUGCCACAAAAUUCUGAAUCUGUGUCAUUGGUUGCGAUCUUUCUCAUUAUCCAAACUACCUGCAGCACAUUGAUAACAAUCUUAGUACUGGCCCUUCUGCGCCUGGGUAGUUUUGAUGAAAAAGAUGAAAAGGUUGCCGUUCCUCGUGUUCUGACUUUCUUAAUGCGAAAAUUGAAAUGGAAAUCUCGAUCCAAAUGUUCCAAGGUAGAAACGGAAAAAGAUGGCAAAAUGCAUGACUCACAGAGCUCAUUGCCGGAUGCGUCCGAGUCCAAAGUGUCCAGGAUAGAAAUGCCGACACAAUUGCAUGAAAACAGAUUGUUUAAAGAGGCUUCUACUGUUGACGAAUUCUCGUGGAAAGAAGUCGUCGUCUUUCUGGACGUCGUGCUAUUUGUGAUAUUUGCAAUCAUCCUCACUACAUCGUUGCUUGGCUGUUUAGUAGGAGCCCAACGAAACGCUGUGAAUUGA